This is a messenger RNA of Triplophysa rosa, 4643 nucleotides long. It is a transcript of the gene abi2b, whose product is annotated as abl-interactor 2b. NCBI's taxonomy places the organism in Eukaryota, Metazoa, Chordata, Actinopteri, Cypriniformes, Nemacheilidae. The coding region runs from base 120 to 1850 and encodes 576 amino acids. Gene Ontology annotation, molecular function: SH3 domain binding. The record is from RefSeq and is a predicted model, not a curated record. Gene Ontology annotation, cellular component: lamellipodium. The transcript is spliced from 12 exons.
UCCUCCGGUUUGCAUCACAGAGAGAGAGAGAGAGAGAGAAAGAAAGGAGCGUGUGUAUCGAGGGAGAGGGAAGUGUCAUGGUGGUGUUUUCCUCCUGAAUGCAUCCGUAAGAUGUGAAGAUGGCGGAGCUGCAGAUGCUGUUGGAAGAAGAGAUUCCCGCCGGUCGAGGAGCUCUGCUGGACAGCUACGCCAACCUAGAGAGAGUCGCCGAAUAUUGCGAGAGCAACUACAUACAGUCUCCAGAUAAGCACAGAGCUCUUGAAGAAACCAAAAGCUACACCACUCAGUCUCUGGCCAGUGUUGCGUAUCUGAUCAACACUCUCGCCAACAAUGUGCUCCAGAUGCUGGACAUACAGGCGUCCCAGCUGCGCCGCAUGGAGUCCUCCAUCAACCACAUCUCACAGACGGUGGACAUCCAUAAAGAGAAGGUGGCCAGACGAGAGAUCGGCAUCCUCACCACCAAUAAGAACACUUCUCGCACACACAAGAUCAUCGCACCAGCCAAUCCCGAGAGGCCUGUACGCUACAUCCGCAAGUCCAUUGACUACAGUCAGCUUGAUGACGUAGGCCACGGCGUGAAGUGGUUACUAAGGUUUAAGGUCAACGCCCAGAAUGUGAAAGCGGGUAUGACUCCACGCACAGCUGCUCCUACCCAGAAACCCCCCAGUCCCCCCGCUCUGGGCAAAGGCACCAUUGGGCGACACUCCCCUUACCGGACGCUCGAGCCAGUGCGUCCACCCGUCAUCCCUAACGACUAUGUGCCGAGUCCAACACGCAACACCGCACCUCCCCUGCAGAGCCCGGCUAGAACUGCAUCUGUAAAUCAGAGGACCCGCACGUACAGCAGCAGCAGCAGUGGCAGCAGUCACCCCAGCAGUCGCAGCAGCAGCAGAGAGAACAGUGGGAGUGGAAGUGUGGGCGUGCCUAUCGCUGUGCCAACCCCUGCCCCGCCCACGGCCUUUCCUGGUUUAACACCUGGCCCUCCCAAACCUCCCCCGAGCGUUACCAUCCCCGCUCCUCCCGUUCCUCUGCCUCCUCCCACCCCCGAGCCAGUGCCCCCCGCCCCAGCCCCCACCCCAGCCCCCACCCCUGCUCUGCCAGCAGAGGGCCCUCCUGAGAUACCACCCCCCCCACAACUGCCCCUCACCCUCCCCGUUACCACCAACACCAGCCUUGCUGCUGCAACUAGCACCCCCGCUCAAGGCAACGGCCCUCACUUUUACAGUAUGACCCGGCCAAUGACGCGCCACGCCACACCCUCUGUGGGAGGUUCCCUGCCGUAUCGCCGGCCGUCAUCAGUUACUGGACAGCCUAACAACAACAUGCCUCAGAACACAAAUCCAAACAUGAUCGAAAACCAACUGAAUGGAGGACCACACUACAACCAAAACCAAGCCCCUAUGGCCCCUCCGCCCCCUUCUAUUCUCCAGAUCACUCCUCAGCUCCCGCUCAUGGGUUUUGUGGCUCGGGUUCAGGAGACCAUUUCAGACGCUCCUCCUCCCCCGCCCCCUGCAGGAGAGGCGGAGUUUGAGGAAGCGACCCCGCCCCCACCUCCUCCGGAGAAUUAUGAGGAUGACGAGGGUGAUGAUGAGGAAGAGUCAGCAGUGGUGGAGUACAGCGAUCCGUACGCUGAAGAGGACCCGCCGUGGGCUCCUCGCAGUUACCUGGAGAAAGUGGUGGCGAUUUACGACUACAUGUGCGAUAAAGAAGACGAGCUGUCCUUCCAGGAGGGGGCGAUCAUUUACGUGAUCAAAAAGAACGACGACGGCUGGUUCGAGGGUGUGAUGAGCGGCACCACGGGCCUCUUCCCCGGGAACUACGUGGAGUCCAUCAUGCACUACGCCGACUGAGCCACCGGGUGGCGCCGCUGCUCCUUCGUUUAUCUGAGUGCGCACAUACAUACACACAGGAACAUUCAGUCAAUUCUGCAACACUACGUCAUGCGCAGGCUUUUUGCGGACGAACAAACUAGGAACUCGCUGCAGAAACAAUAGAGGCAUUGUGUACGUUGGUAAAGAGGACAGUGGCCAAUUGUAGGGGAAAAACUGUCGAAACGUGUAAGAUAAAUACAUAGAGAACAUUUAUUCAUCUCUUAAUUUGAAUCUUUUAGAAAUAUGUAUCGGAAACGUGUUGGUUUGCUUGACUUGUGUUGCUAUCAAUUGCUUUGCUUUUGCUCCUGUACACCUCUGUCUCUCUCUGUUCUGGAAGGGUCGUAGCUAGUGAAAGAACAGAUAUUCUCUCGUAAAGCCUGAAGAUGAAAAGUGGUCAGAAGAUGGACACUGUGGACAUGCAUGUUACUUUUUACAUCAUUUCUUGAGUCACGUGACCAGCAAACGAGAGAACGAGAGCAAAGAUUUCCACGUAUUAUCAUGCCAGGAAAUAGAGAGUUUAGAUUCAGGUGGGUUUUUUCUUCUUUCUCUUUGUGUUGGAGGUUGGAUUUUCAUUUUAUAAACAUACAAUCUGAGUGCAGUUCUACUUUAGCAGAAGGAUAUACCAAAGUGGUGGUUUGAAUCGCAAACAGGACCGAAAACAACCUUAAAAUACUUCUUUUUUCUCCAUUCCGUUACCUUGGUUUCUUUCCGACAAAGAUUUUAUUGCUUGAUAUACUUGCAAGUCUGUGUAUUCUUUAUAUGUAUGAUAAAAAGGAAAAAAAACACUAUUAAAUUGUUCAGGAAGAUCGUGCCAUAAAGAAAUGUUUAUAGACGGUCAUAUUUUUGGUCACGAGAGCUUGAAUCCUGUGUUCUCCAGGAAGUGUAUUGUGAUCUUUAACCUCAGAUUCAUCCCUCUGACCAACUGUGGACUUAAAGAUACAAGAUUAUACUUAUAUGUAUGUUAUAUAUUGAUUUAUAUUAUAAAAAUACUGUUGUGUUGAUGUAUGACUGAUGUAGAGAAAAGAGACCCCCCCCACCCCCGUUAUCUGCAAUAACAAAGGCACAGUUAGAAAGUCCUCAGUGAUGAGCUCGAGAUAUCUAUGAAGCACAAGAGAUUAAUGAUUUUAGGGACCUUACAAAAUGUGAAGAACUGACUUUUGGAUUAAGUGAAAAACAGAAACCAGCCCAAUAUUUCAAAUCAUGCUCUGACCCACAUGUAAAUAAUGUGGAACAAACUGUAAUACUAAUGCACAGAGACCUUUUCUAUCAAGUACUUUGAUGUCUAUAUGUAAGUGUGUGUGUGCGUGCGAGUAUGUGAGCGUGAAACUGAGUUCACCGUUUAUGGAUCUUUGGUGACUAACUUGCUUGUCUGUGUGCAAAUCUUUAUUUUCAAUGAAAGGUCUGUGGUGGUGAGCGUGCGUGAAACGAGUCUUGCAUGUUGAUCAUUUCUGUGAUUUUCCUGCUGAUGGAGAAUAAACUGGAUAUCUGGUCUACUCGCUCAAGACUGCGAUGAAGUUUUACUUUCGGUCCCUGUGCAUCAAGCUUAUGAAACAUUUCUAGUUAUAUUAAGUGGUAUGCCAACUUGCCAGCACCACUCGUUUUCAAUGGCAGAAAUCUAAAGAAACAAAAAUGCAAAAUAAAUCCUGUAUUACCCAAAAUAAGAGUUUCAAUCUUCAUCACUUUUCACUCCAUUGCAAAUGUUUUAUGACGUCGCUGCUCAUUGGCAGGUCUUAGGGUUCAAGUCCACUGACCCGCAUCACACUCCACCUUUAAGUUAAUGAAGAAGAGUAAAAAAAGCACAAAACCAGGCAAGAAGAGUGGUCCAUUUUUUAUGUGUUAAUCUGUCAAUUUUAACAUUAAAACUUUCUUGGGUUAUGUACAUAAUAGUAUAAAUCAUUUCAACUGAUGUUGAACAUUUUUAGUCAAUUUAGACAAUCUCUCUUUUCAACCCCGUCACACCUACACUCCAAAGUUACAUAUUUUAUGAGUCUACAUUUGAUUUGAUCUGAAUAUUUGAGAUUUUUUAAUCUACAGUAACUCAAAAAGUGACACUAGGCUAUCUUAAAUUCAACGUCUUCAAUAUAGGACAUACUAGAGCAGUGUAUUAACUUACAGCAGAGCAAAAAUGGUAAUUUAACUAAACUAGUACAAAAAUCAAAUCUAUGCUUGUGUUCCCAUGUGUAAUUAAUGGCCAUAUAGCACACAAAUUUCUAUUCAAAUAUAUCUUCCAGUACAAUAAUAAUGUUUUGAGCUCUGUGUCAGAAGUUCACGGUUUUAAUUUUCACGGCGCUACACAUUUAGUGCACUUCUAUAGAUGAUAGUUUCUCCCGUGCAAGUCUUUCCCUCUCCCAUGUCAAAUCAUUAGUAGUUAUCAUGUAGAAUUGAUCAUAUAUAUAUAUAUAUAUCCGAGACUCCAUUUAACUGAAACCCAAAUGUGAAAAAAUGAAUUUCUAAGAGAGAAACUGGUCAAAACAUUAACCUACACACAUAGUUUUACGCGUAAUAUUGCUCACGUCCUCUCUGAUAUAUUGACCGCUGCUAUACAGAGAAACAAUCGGAGAGCAGCAUCCACACACGCGGGACAGGAACAAAAAAAAAAGGUUUCAUGGCAGAAGAGGAAAGGGUCAGAGUUGAAUUCAUCAAAAGGGGUUUAUAUUUUGCGACCCUGCCGUCUUCUCCCCCCUACGGCUCACAGAUCAGCGUCUCCGUCACAUACUUGUUCUCAAAAUGCAGGAUCUUGUGACAGUUAAGAGCCUCUCGCUUCUGGAUACC